CGAAAUAGAAUCAGGCUUUGCCUACCCAACCCCAUCCCGCCCGUCGUGUCGAAUUGGGGAUCUCGCGUUCACGGCAAAGCCACUAACCCAACUCGAUCGAAACCUAGGGUUUCGCCGAAGCGGCCGCUCGCCGUCGCCCGCUCGCCGCCGCCGCCGCCAUGUACAACGGCAUCGGGCUGCAGACCGCGCGUGGGUCCGGCACGAAUGGGUACGUCCAGACCAACAAGUUCUUCAUCAGGCCCCGGACCGGCGGCCCCCCCAAGGCGCCGCUCCCGACCUACGGCGACGCCCCCGCCGGGGGCCUCGGCGGGAUGCGGAAGCCGAACAAGGAGAUCCUGGAGCACGACCGGAGGCGGCAGGUGGAGCUGCGGCUGGUCGUGCUGAGGGAGACGCUCGAGGAGCAGGGCUACACGGAGGGCGAGAUCGAGGAGCGCGUCGAGGAGGCGCGCAAGGAAGCGGAGAUGGAGGCGGCUGCUGCUGUGGUUGCCGCGGAGGCGGGAGGCCGUGGCAGCGGCGCGGGGCGACCACCGCACCAGGCCGAGGGGUUUACGGGCACACAGAGCCACCAUGUUGCUGCACGAAAGGAGAAGCAGCUUGAGACGCUGAGGGCUGCUCUUGGGCUGGAUGUUGAGGUUGGACAGAAGAAGAAUGGUGAUGUGGACAGUGACCCAGAGUCUGGGGAGCUUGUUCCUGGGAAGGAUUUUGAAGAGUUGGAUAUCGAUGUUCAGAAAGUCAGUAAGGCUUUAAAGGAUGGCAAAAAACAUGCAAAAAAGGGAAAGAAGGAAAAAGGUAAUGAUAAAAAGAGUCACAGCAGAAGUUCUAGGAAGAGCAAACAUGAUUAUGAUUCAGACGAUGAUUCUGAGACUGACUACGAUGAGGAAAAGGGAAAGAAAUACACGAAGAGAUCCUUUUUAGAUAGAAAUGUUGAUUUUGUGCCUGAUCAUAAGAAGGAAAAUCAUGGAAAGAGCACUCGUCAUGCUUCCGAGGCUGAAUCAGGUAGUGAUCAUGGCAAGAAAACAAAACACGCGAAAAGCAACCAUGAGGAGGGAAAGAAGGCACCUGGGAAGAGUUCCCGCCACGACUCUAAAGGUGAGAAGCCCAGAAGUAGCAAGCACAAGGAUGAUUCACACAGUGACUCGGAGAGUGAUGGCUCGUACAGUGAUUCAGGGAGCGACUAUAGUAAGAAUAAGAAAAGGCAAAAAUCCUUAAAGGGUUCCCUCCAUGAAUCUAAAGUUAAGCAUGGAAGUAAGGCUGUCAGGAAGGACAAGUAUUCAGAUGAAUCAGAGAGUGACUCGGACAGUGGCCAUGAUGAUAGAUCAAAACAUGCAAAGAAAAAGCCCCUGUUUAGUCGUGAGGAGGGAAAGAAGGCAGUCAAGGCACCCGUUAAGAGCUCUCGUCACGACUCUAAAGGUGAGAAGUCCAGAAGUAGCAAGCACAAGGAUGAUUCAUACAGUGGUACUGAGAGUGAUGGCUCGUACAGUGAUUCAGGGAGCGACUAUAAUCAGAAAAGGGGAAAACCCUCAAAGAGUAACCUCCGUGAAUCGAAAGAUGAUAAGUACGGAAGUAGGGCUGUUAGGAAGGAUAAGUAUUUGGAUGAAUCAGAUAGUGACUUGGACAGUGGCCAUGGUGAUAGAUCGAAACAUGCAAAGAAAAAAACCCUGAUUAAUGUUGUCAGGAAGGACCAGUCCCCUGAUAAGACGAAGGUUGACUCAAGGAAUGAUGACCAUAAAAAGAAAAAGCCCAUGAAGACAAAUCAACAUGAUAUUGAAGAUGAAAGGCCACACAGUAAGGUCCUUCGGAAGGACAAGUAUGGUGAAGAACCAGAGCCUGAGACUUACGUCAAGGAAAAGAGGAAUCCUGGAAACUCUUCUCACCACAAUUCUAAAGAUGAUAAGCAAGCACCAAGGAGUAAAGGGAAGGAAGCUGGCUUGGCUAAGAACGUUGAUAAGCGUAAGAGACAUGAUUCUGAUUCUGAUUCAGAUGGAUUGAAAAGACACCUGGACUCAACGGUAAAAAAGAUUGUGGAAGAAAAAAGAAGGGUGACUAGCUCAAGUGAGAGUUCAUUUUACAGCAGCAGCAGCAGCAGCAGCAGUGAAUCAGAUGCGAGUGCUGACAGCCGUGAGAAUAGGAAAUCUGACAGAGGAUUGAAGAAUAGUAAUAAUGACCUGAACUAUGGUAAAAGGGCUUCUUACAAGAAUGAGUCAGAGGAAAGGAAAAGGAGUCAAGAUGGGAGAAGAAAGGAUCUGGAGAAACAAAGGCAGGUUGAUGAAGAAAAAAUGGAGCAGGAGAAGCAAAAACAGAGGGGGGAAGAGAGGAAGGAGCUUGAGAAGCUAAAACAGAGGGAGGAAGAGAGGAAGGAGCUGGAGAAGCUAAAACAGAGGGAGGAAGAGAGGAAGGAGCUGGAGAAGCAAAAGCAGAGGGAAGAAGAGAGACUGAAAGAGAGAGAACACGAGAGAAGGAAAGGUGGGCAUGACGGGGAGAGGGACUACAAAAGAAAAGUGGGAGAAGAUAGGUAUGACCCAAAUUCAAAUGAACUCAGUGAUGAUGAAAACAGGGACCGGAGGAAGCAUGAAGAGUAUGGUCGACACAGAACUAGAGAUUCAGAUGGCCAUGAUUCAAAGAGGUCUAGAUAUGACGACUCUUAUCGCCACUCAAGGAGAGAUUAUGAACAACGCUAUUCUAGAGAUGAGUAUAGAGACAGGAGACACCGCUGAACGCAGAGCUAUCUGAAAUUGCAUUUUGGUCCUGUCAAGCAAAGGGUAGUGCUGGUGCAUCUUCUUGAGCAAGGAUAGUUAUUUUGGGCUCACAUUCAGGUUUCAAUGGCUUAGCCCAAAGUUUCGGUUGUCGUGGUUAAUUCUAGUCAUCUAGCAAAGAGCUUUUGCUGCAGUAGUGAAGUUUUGUUUGCUCAUGUUUGUAUGAACUUUCUUCGUUCUCUGUUGUCAGUCCAGCACGCAAUGUGAUGGUUAUAUUGUACCAAUGGGUGAUGUAUUAAACUAUGCUUACUAUUGCUGGAAAUCAACAUUACUAAAACUUUGUCGAGGCUUUAGCUUGCCUUGAUUCUCAUCUGAAAAGGUCGUUUCAAUUACUUCAA
Molecule: messenger RNA, 3091 nt
Organism: Brachypodium distachyon (stiff brome)
Lineage: Eukaryota; Viridiplantae; Streptophyta; Magnoliopsida; Poales; Poaceae
Product: protein starmaker
Exons: 3
Coding region: 159-2714 (851 amino acids)
Source: RefSeq, a predicted model, not a curated record